Messenger RNA from Prunus mume (Japanese apricot), 1212 nucleotides. Its product is annotated as formyltetrahydrofolate deformylase 1, mitochondrial-like. Gene Ontology annotation, biological process: 'de novo' IMP biosynthetic process. The record is from RefSeq and is a predicted model, not a curated record. NCBI's taxonomy places the organism in Eukaryota, Viridiplantae, Streptophyta, Magnoliopsida, Rosales, Rosaceae. Gene Ontology annotation, molecular function: formyltetrahydrofolate deformylase activity.
CCUAACUGGACGACGUAUUUGUGGAGGUGAAGGCAUAGCGCGCCACCAUUUGCAUUUGCAGAUAGAGCGAGCGAUAGAAAUGAGCCUUGUCCAAAGAGCCUAUCCAAGCCUCCCCAAGCUUUUUGGAUUUGCAAAGAGGUCCUUCAAGUCCUUGAGAUUUCCGGGUGAGCCUCUCGACCCUUCGUCUUCUCCCAUCCUUUCCUACGGAAUCCAUGUCUUCCAUGCCCCCGAUGCAGUUGGGAUUGUGGCCAAGCUCUCGGAUUGCAUUGCUUCUAAAGGUGGAAACAUACUCGGCGCCAGUGUCUUCGUGCCCGAAAACAAGCACGUCUUCUAUUCCAGAAGUGAAUUUAUUUUCGAUCCCAUUAAAUGGCCAAGAUCAGAAAUGGAUGAGGAUUUCCAUAAGCUGUUGACAACGUACUCUGCGAUGAGAUCUGUUGUCCGGGUUCCAGAUCACGACCCCAAGUAUAAGAUUUGUAUCCUUGCAUCAAAGCAGGAUCAUUGUUUGGUUGAUUUGUUACAUGAGUGGCAGGAAGGCAGACUUCCAGUAGAUAUAACUUGUGUUAUAAGUAAUCAUGAUAGAGGUCCAAACACCCAUGUGUCUCGCUUUCUUGAAAGACAUGGUAUACCUUAUCAUUAUCUGCAAACAACCAACGCUGACAAAAGAGAAGGGGAGAUAUUGGAGUUGGUUCAAAAUACUGAUUUUUUAGUUCUUGCCAGGUACAUGCAGAUAUUAUCUGGUGAUUUUUUGAAGAGCUACGGAAAGGAUGUAAUUAACAUUCAUCAUGGCCUUUUGCCAUCAUUCAAGGGUGGAAAACCAUCUAAACAGGCUUUUGAUGCAGGGGUGAAACUUAUUGGUGCAACAAGUCAUUUUGUCACCCAAGAACUUGAUGCUGGUCCUAUUAUUGAACAGAUGGUUGCAAGAGUUUCACACAGAGAUAACUUGCAGAGUUUUGUGCAGAAGUCAGAGAACCUCGAAAAACAAUGCCUUACGAAGGCAAUUAAAUCGUACUGUGAGCUGCGAGUGUUACCUUAUGAGGAUAACAAGACUGUUGUAUUUUGAGGGAAAAAAAAACAUACUUCUGAGGAGAAGUGCCUGGCAUCUGUUUGUACAUUGUAUCAUUCUUAUAAAAAGUUGAAAAUACAUAUUUUCUGCCUUUAAGGGCACACAAAUAAAAAUGAUAGUUAUUGAGGGCCGACAGGUUGAUUAUGAAA